This is a messenger RNA of Odontomachus brunneus, 9987 nucleotides long. RefSeq names its product protein slit (gene sli). The record is from RefSeq and is a predicted model, not a curated record. NCBI's taxonomy places the organism in Eukaryota, Metazoa, Arthropoda, Insecta, Hymenoptera, Formicidae. The transcript is spliced from 30 exons. Gene Ontology annotation, biological process: negative chemotaxis; axon guidance. Bases 1564 to 5850 code for a protein of 1428 amino acids. Gene Ontology annotation, molecular function: heparin binding; calcium ion binding; Roundabout binding.
GCCUAUACGUCAUCGAGCGUUAGUACGAAACGGGGGUAAAUGUCAUUGCGACAUUUUCCAGUCGAAGAACUUUCCCGAGGCGAAAUUUUCCUUCUACGCUAACCCUGCAAACUCCGUUCAAAGUGGAACACCAAUGUGAAGCACAAAGCAUGACAAGAAGACAAGUUGGCUGAUACCAACAAGAUGGAACUACUACACUAGCGGCCUAAGAUAAUUGUUUGUUGAGUAACGACUCCGUCACAAAAUGUAACACGAGUAACGAAAUGCUGAUCAAAAUUUCGACUCGAGUAUCUUCUCGCGAAUUCCUCAAACAUUCGUCAAAGUUGUAAACUUUUGGUAAUAAUACGUGGCUUGACGCACCCGGAAAAUGUGUGCGAUGUAUCGCUGCCUACGUCUCGACAUGCUGCGUUCUCCGUCCUGACUUUUCAAUCCAGCUCUGUCUUUUCUGUCUUUUCUGUCGCACUCUGAAUAUUUGUUCGUAGCGCUAGCGUAAAUAUGAUUCGAGCGAUGAAACUCGAUGCCGACGAGAGCUUGAUUAAACACCUCAAAAACCGGCGAAAUACUUUAAUUACGCGACACCGAUCCUGAAUAACGCGCUAGUACGCGUACUCCGCGCCCGUCAUGUUUGCCACUCAUCGGCUUGUGUGACUAAAAAUCGAUUCUGAAUCGAGAAAGUCGAUUUCGAUACAGACGAUUCGACACUGUCGAAUCGAUAGUAAUGAUGUAGAAACACUAAACGAUACGUCCAACUAAAACAAACACUGUCGUUAUUUGUACUCAAUAACUUCGGGUCGCGAGAGAAGUAUGUAAAUAAUAUUGCUUGUCUUUCUUGUGCCUAAUCUAACCUAAUCUAACCUAAAGUACAUUUAAUGUACGUCAGUAAGACGGAAGGGACGAUAUUAUUUGGAGAUGUCUUCGUCUGAUAAGCCGGCUUGUAUCAGUUUUCUUGAAAUUGAUUUUUUAAGUCCGAUGUCUUCAGCAAAUCGAUUAUAGUUGUUUCGAGUCGAGAAUCGAUUUACAUGCUGACAAUCGAACGUCUAUAUUUCUGAUGUCGCGAUUCCGAUCACGGGGAUUAGGGGAUUUGGCGUUGGGGAAUUCGUCUUGGAGACACGCCGCAGUCACUCAUAGAAAGAAAGAGAGAGAGAGAGAGAGAGAAAGAGAUAGUGAGACUUCGUUCACGGAGAAAGACGCGUCGCGCGGGUCGCAACAGUCACCGCUCGUCCGUUCAACGAUUAGAGGCCACAACAAUCAACAUUUUCAAAACAUUCCGUAGACGAGAUUAAGAGCUUAUCUUCGUAUGUACGUAGCGUGUUUUUCCGAGUGUUUCCAUUAUACGUUGAGCCGCGGUACGAUACACAUACCGCGCAGCGGUAUCGGUGCGAUAGUUUUCAUUCCCGUCGUGAGGUUAAAAUAUUUCGUCGCGACUCUUGAAAUAUUCAAUUGGACUUUUGUCGGCAUCUCGUCGAUUAACAUGUGUUUCUCCGAUCGAGUUGUAUAUACGCGAGUGUCAGUGCGACGAAUGAGUAUUCAGAGAAUGCCACAACGGAGUAACCGGGAGUCAGGAUGCAGGAUGCAAGUUACUGGGAAGCAAGUAGCAUUACAUCGUUCAUUUUCAAAGAUCUUCAAGGAAAUAAUGUAUCGGUGAUAUUCAAGACAGAUUUCGAAGACAUGGCAACGCUCCACGUUUUAUUGCUGUCCAACAAUCAAAUUCACACCAUCGAGAGAGGGGCGUUUCAAGAUUUAGUGGCAGUGGAGAAGCUACGUCUAAAUAAUAACCAAAUACGCCAUUUACCCGAUCUUCUCUUCAGCAAUAUGAUGAAUUUGAAACGUCUAGACCUCAGUCACAAUCAGAUCGCCACUAUAGGACCGAAGACUCUCAGAGGAGUGUCCGCUCUCAGACAUUUAUUGCUCGACAACAACGUAUUGACCUGUAUAGACGAGGCUUCGAUACGAGAACUGAAAGAUUUGGAAAUAUUAAUGCUCAACAACAAUAAACUCGUGACCCUCGGCAAAGAGACGCUGAGCGGCUUGUCACAUUUGCGAACUUUGAAGCUCACGGAUAACGCACUAGCUUGCGAUUGCCAUUUAGCAUGGUUAUCGCGUCAUUUGAGAACUUACCCUCGCCUAGGGCAACAUACGCGGUGCGCAUCUCCGGUUCAUCUCAAGGAUCGCAAUCUUGCGGAUCUGCAGGAGCACGAGUUCAAGUGUUCAGGCCUGGUCGAGCGAACGGGAUCGGAAUGCAGCGCUGAGCCCCAGUGCCCGCAUCCUUGUAAAUGUGCCGAUGGGAUCGUCGAUUGCAGGGAGAACUCCUUGACGAAAGUGCCAACCCACCUUCCCGAGGACACCACUGAACUGCGGUUGGAGCAGAACGGCAUCACGGAAAUUCCACCCAAGGCCUUCUCGCCGUAUAGAAAAUUGCGAAGAAUUGACUUGAGCAAUAACCAGAUCAAAAAAGUAGCGGCGGAUGCUUUCCAUGGACUGAAGUCUCUCGAAUCCAUAGUUUUAUACGGCAAUAAAAUCGCAGAGUUACCAGCUGGUCUUUUCCAAGGACUGACAAAUCUGCAAUUGUUGUUGCUGAAUGCCAAUGAGAUAUCGUGCAUACGAACCGACCUGUUCAAGGACCUGACCAGUCUCACCUUGUUGUCUCUUUACGACAACAAUAUACGUUCAUUAGCUAAUGGGACGUUUGCCAACCUGCGAAGCAUUAAAACGCUACAUUUGGCGAGAAAUCCGUUCAUCUGCGACUGCAAUCUACGCUGGUUGAGCGCAUACCUUCACGCGCACCCUAUAGAGACAUCUGGUGCUAAAUGCGAAAUGCCAAAGAGAGCGCAGAAGCGAAAGAUCGAUUCGAUGCGGGACGACAAGUUCAAAUGUAAGGGUGAUGAGGAACUGUUGACGAAAAGGGCCGGCGAGUGCAUCCUGCCUGGCGCUUGUCCUGCGCCCUGCACGUGCAACGGUGCGACAGUCGACUGCUCCAACAAAAGAUUAACUUCGAUGCCGAAAGACUUGCCGCUCUAUACGUCGACUUUAUUGUUGAGCAACAAUGAACUAGACAAGAUCAAAGCGGACGGUCUCUUCGAGAAGCUACCCGAGCUGCAGCAUCUGGACCUUAGGAAAAAUAAAAUAUCUCGCAUCGAGGCGUCCGCUUUUCAAGGAGCUCACAAUCUCACCGACCUGCUUUUGUCCGAGAAUAGGCUGCGAGAAGUGCACAACAAGAUGUUCUCCGGCUUGUCGAGCCUUAAAACACUGAAUCUCCACGGUAAUGCUAUUACGUGCGUUAUGCCAGGAUCAUUUGACGGGAUGGCGCACAUACGCACCAUCAACAUGCAAGGUAAUCCGCUGUCGUGCAACUGUUAUCUCGCGUGGUUCGCGGGAUGGCUCAGGAAACGAGAUAUGGUCGGUAUCACUGGACGUUGUCAUGAUCCGCCGCGAUUAAAAGAUGCUGUCAUCAAAGACAUUCCGCACCACGAGUUCAAGUGCAACAACGACAGUGUAGGUUGCCUAGGCGACGAUUACUGCCCGCCUCGAUGUAAUUGCGCGGGUUCAGUGGUGAGAUGUUCGAGGUCUCAGCUUACAGAGAUUCCACGCGGGAUUCCACCGGAAACCACCGAGCUGUAUUUGGACGUGAACGACAUCAAGACGAUCCAGCCGGAGAGGCUGAACCACCUGAGGAUUCUCACCAGACUGGAUCUGAGCAACAACCAGAUCGGAAUGCUGUCCAACGAUACCUUUAGGAAUCUCACGAAGCUGUCGCACCUAAUCAUCAGUUACAACAAGCUGCAGUGUGUGCAGCGAAAUGCCCUCGCGGGAUUGAAGAACCUGCGGAUAAUUUCACUGCACGGCAACGACAUAUCGGUGAUUCCAGAGGGAGCGUUCGAGGAUCUCAAGUCUAUAACGCAUCUCGCCCUAGGGUCCAACCCGCUUUACUGCGACUGCAGCAUGCGGUGGUUGGCUGAAUGGGUGAAGAAAGAUUACGUGGAGCCUGGUAUAGCCAGAUGCAUGGAGCCUCCCGCAAUGAGAGACAAAUUGCUUCUGACAGCACCGGCCAGCGCCUUUCAAUGCAAAACCAAGCAACAGCCAGCCGAAGUCUUGGCCAAGUGCGACCUGUGUUACACCUCGCCAUGUCAAAACGGAGGAUUUUGCGAGGCGCUUCCGGAACGGCAAUUCCGUUGCAAGUGCGCGCCAGGAUAUCAUGGGGACCGGUGUCAGCAUAAAAUUGACGCGUGCUAUGGAAAUCCUUGCAGGAACUCCGGAACUUGUAAAGUACUGGAAGAAGGGAGAUUCAGUUGCGACUGCGCCCCCGGCUACAAGGGACUUCGAUGCGAGAGCAACGUCGACGAUUGUGCCAACAACAGGUGCUCUAACAACGCAACCUGCGUCGACCUCAUCCAGGCCUAUCGAUGCGACUGCGCCCCAGGAUUCAUGGGAGAGUACUGCGAGGAAAAGAUACCCUUUUGUACAAAAGGGCACGACCCCUGCGAGAACGGGGGUCGAUGCGUCGACCACAAGACCCACUACAGCUGCGAAUGCCCGAUCGGCUUCGCCGGUCUCAAUUGUUCCACAAACUUGGAUGAUUGCGUCGAUCAUAUGUGCCAGAACGGUGCUACUUGCAUCGACGGCAUAAACAAUUACGAGUGUAAGUGCGCGGCGGACUUUACGGGGAGAUACUGCGAGGCUGCACCCUCGACAGCUAUGCUGUAUCCGCAGACCAGUCCGUGUGCCCACCACGACUGUCAGCACGGUGCUUGCUUCCAGCCCGCUCCCGCCUCCGCCGCGGACUAUCUUUGCCAGUGCCAUCCCGGCUAUACCGGAAAACGAUGCGAGUACCUGACGAGUCUGAGCUUCGUGGACAACAGCUCGCUGGUCGAGCUGGAACCGCUACGCACGAGGCCUGAGGCGAACGUGACCAUCGUAUUCACGACCACGCAGGAAAACGGGGUUCUUCUCUAUGACGGGCAAAGCGACGGGCAUAUCGCCGUCGAGCUCUUUAAUGGGCGGAUCAGGGUUUCGUACGACGUAGGCAAUUAUCCUACCUCGACGAUGUAUAGCUACGAAAUGGUGGCCGAUGGCAAGUCUCAUAUGGCGGAGCUGCUGGCCAUCAAGAAAAAUUUUACAAUGAGGGUUGACCGGGGCCUCGCCAGGAGCAUUAUCAACGAUGGUCCGAAGGAGUACCUCAAGCUUGUCACGCCGAUGUUUGUCGGUGGCGUAACGCCAGAAGUCGCAAAAGUCGCAUUUACCGAGUUUCACCUGAGGAACAUUACGAGCUUCCAAGGCUGCAUCUCCGAGAUGUGGAUCAAUCAUAAGUUGGUAGACUUCAGUAACGCCGCAAAGAUGCAUCGCGUUACUCCCGGAUGUACUUCUAGCGAGGAAGAGGCCGACGAGGCGAGGGAUAUUGUUGAAGCCGAGGGAAUUAACAAUAGUGGCAGUAACGAAGAGUCCAUGCCGCAAGAGCACGUACCUCGCGAACAUUCUGAUGUCAUCGUAUCGGUAACUGGACUGAUACCUUCGCACGCAUGUAUCGGUCAUGAAUGCAGAAAAGGCUCCCAAUGCGUACCAUCACCGUUUGGCAACAACUACUCCUGCCGAUGUCAAACUGGUUGGCAAGGACGAUACUGCGAGAAACCAGCAACCUGUCGCAAGGAGCACAUAAGGGAAUAUUACAGUGAGAAUGGAUGCCGAAGUAGACGACCCGUGAAGCUCGCUAAAUGUUGGGGAAGUUGCGGAAGUUCUUGCUGUUUACCGCGAAAGACUAAGCGGCGCAAGGUCCGAUUAAUUUGUACGGACGGCAUGCGGUACACCAAGGACGUUGACCUGGUGCGUAAGUGCGCGUGCACUCGCAAGUGUUACUAGCCAGUCGACGUAUCGCGGCCCGAGUUUCGUCGACACACGUCGAGAUGUAAAACGAGACCGAGAAGAAACCCCCGGAUCCGAAGUAACAUCCCCGCUCGUGCUUCCACGUGUCCUCGAAGAUGACGAAUGGGAACGCCAACGAGGCAAAGUAGGAAAAAGCGGCGACGCGUCCUCGGCAUUCCUAUGGUAGUAUUCGCGAGACACGUGGGUCGAAAAAGUGCGUGAGGCGAAGUGCAGGCCAAAACUAGAUGGACACACACAUAGCCGGCUCAGUGUGAUAUGUAUUAUUAAUGAGAGCAAGGGAGAGAAAGAGAGAACGAGAGCGAGCGAGUGAGCGAGCGAGAGAGACAGAGAGAAAGAGAGAGAGAGAGAGAGAGAGAGAGAGAGAAAAUGAGAAUAUAUCGUACAUAUAUAGCUACGGACUAUCGAUAUUCGAAGCAGUUAAACGUAUACUAGGUAUUAUUCGUAUAUAAUGACCGAUAUAAGUAUAUAGCAACGUGAACGAGUGGAUGAAAGAAGGGUGACGCGAGCGCACGCGGACAAUGUGUCUGUGUUUGCUAUCGCAGACCGCGGACGCGGGUGCUCGCGCGUUCGUAACAUUUACGCACGAGUGCGUAUUAUUACGCCGUUGAUUUAGCGCGGAAUGGACCUAACUGAUAAUCGGCGAUUCACGGCUGCGUGCAAACAGGCUUCCGUAAUCUUUUUUACAAGAUAUAUACGCAACGCUUUCUGUUUCAUACAUUUGUCUCACAACGGCGGUCGUAAUUUUCCUUCGAGGAAAAUGACUUUUCGACGCAACGCCGAUACGACUGUAGCCUAUUAUUUAAAAGUUAUUUAGAAUCGUUACAACAGAGAGUAUCUAGAAAAUAUCUAGUAAUUCGAUGCGUUAUUCGAAAUUUAUUAUUUCUACAAAGGAGCUAUAAUCGUAAAUCUUUCUUAGGAUAACGAGAAACUGAAAGUUUGCAAGUAUCGAUCACGAAGCUUAGCCUCACGUUAGGUCUAUUUCCUUUUCAGCGAACUUUUACACUAAACGUGAAAUCUUUGAUCGCAUAGCUAUUUCUAUUCACCGAGCAACAGUCUUGAAAUUUUUGCAAUAGAAGAUAUAUGCGAGACGGAAAGUAAAGAAAUAAAUGUUUGCGAGAAUGACGUCAAGUGACUGCAAGAUUGUUUCCGCUGCAAAUUGUUCUGUUUUGACGUUUGAAAGCAUCUCGCUUGUACAAUACGCGCAGUACGGACACAACAUUGUCGUAUAAAUAGCCAAUAAAUCUAAACCUCAACACAGCGACCGACGGAAAAUUGAAAACAAAGCGGCGUGUCUCUUGCCUUUUCCAUCAGUUUAGUUACAGUGCUGCUAAUUUAGCAUUUUAACAUUUAGCAUUUUAACCAUACAACCUUUACCUAGUAUGAGUAUCAACCCGCCGAACAAACGGCUAUGCCAAGAACAUACGACAUGCAGAGUCACGAGUGCGCAACAAAAGACUGCACAGAGAUAAGUGUCCAACUGAAUGCGAAGUAGAAAUAUAUUUAAAAUAUCGAAGAAAAACUCGAUUCACAAAGUACAAUUGUCAACGUUUCCUUAUUUCGUCCCUUUCACCGAUAGCAGCAGUGGGAAUGUAGCUUAAUUUUUGUAAAAGCCAAGAAAUCACGCCGUGAUGCCGGACACAAUCGUCAAGACGGACUGCAUCGCGAAUUUCGAAGGGCACGCUUCGAAUUUUUGCACAUUACGGCCUAAUAAUCCGUUUCGAGAUGCGAGGUGCAGCCUAUAUGUAAGCUACACACGGAGUAAUGGGGAGACACGCGAGCGAUCGGAUCGAUGAUUUCGACACCGCGAACGAUGAUAGGAAAAUACGAAUUAUGAAAAGUGAAACAAUGUGCGCGUAAUAUUUCGUCGAUCGUGUAUGUGUAUAUAUAUAUAACGUAUACACAAUAUGUAUGUAUAUGUAUGUGUGUGUGUAUGCACACGCGCACGCGCACACACACACACGUUAUCUCGGAAUCAUCGAUAAACCGAAAAACUCCGAGACGGAGUUUGCCGCGAUAUAAAAACGCGUAAUUAUUUUUGUAUAAGCGCAUUAUUUAUAUCUAAGCUAAUUUGCCGUUAGUUUAAUCAAAGAACGUAAUGCAUUCGUAUUACUUAAGUCUCUAUUAAUAUAUGGCGUAUUAUGUACCUAUGCUGUAACCUAUUUAUACGUAUCUAUCUUAUUCCCGGAAAAACUGCAUCGCAUCUUCCACUGCCAGUAUUUAUACGUAUUUAUUCCGUUUCUUUUUAUUUUAUUCUAUAAUAACACCUCCGUUAACCUACCUACUUGCCCCUGUCCAUGCUUCAUACAACAUACACAACUUACUCAAAGUACGAACAAACAUCUCUCUCGACGUGCUUCACUAUCAUCCUUCACGAUUUCGACGCGAUCUUACCACUUUAACGCGUACGCCCUGCGAGAAAGUACCAAUCUUAGAGUUUAUAUAGACAUAGCUUCUGACCGCGCUCGACGGCCGUGAAACAAUCACAUUGCCGUAUUUCCUAGAGUUAUUUCCAAUUUCACUGCCAUCGUACAACUGCCCUGCUUGAGUAAGCAGUAUUUUUCUGACCACAACAAACGGAAGAGAUAUUUAUCGGCUCGAAGACAGAAAUAUUGAAAAUAUUUUUUUUACAUUUAUUCUGCUCGCUUAGUUUCAUUAUGCACGAGAAGCUUAUUUAUUCUGUUGCGAAACGAAAAUAUAAAAGGUGAAUAAAACGAAAAAUGCAAAAAUUGAUAAGCCGUAAAAACGCGUACACAACGCGAUCACAUACAUGUUGUAUCGACUUUCAAAACGAACAAGGCCGAAAAUUGCGAUAUUUAGCAAUUUUAGCUUCAUACAAACAUACACAACCUACUCAAAGUACGAACAAACAUCUCUCUCGACGUGCUUCACUAUCAUCCUUCACGAUUUCGACGCGAUCUUGCCACUUUAACACGUACGCCCCGCGAGAAAGUACCAAUCUUAGAGUUUAUAUAGACAUAGCUUCUGACCGCGCUCGACGGCCGUGAAACGAUCGCACUGCCGUAUUUCCUAGAGUUAUUUCCAAUUUCACUGCCAUCGUACAGCUGCCCUGCUUGAGUAAGCAGUAUUUUUCUGACCACAACAAACGGAAGAGAUAUUUAUCGGCUCGAAGACAGAAACAUUGAAAAUAUUUUUUUUUACAUUUAUUCUGCUCGCUUAGUUCCACUGUGCACGAGAGGCUUAUUUAUUCUGUUGUGGAGCGAAAGUAUAAAAAGUGAAUAAUGAAACAAAAAAUGCAAAAAUUGAUAAGCCGUAAAAACGCGCACACAACGCGAUCACAUACGAUGUCGUAUCGACUUUCAAAACGAACAGGGCCGAAGAUUGCGAUAUUUAGCUCUAUUGUCUCUUCUUUGUAUACUUUGUAACAGAGAAAUGAGCAAGCGUGUAAAUGCGAUAUAUGCGACAUAUAUGAUUUGAUAGUAUUAAUAGUUGCGCGUGAAAGAGUUUCUCCUAUGUUUGCUGAAUCACUUGGCCGUCAGUCUGCAAUUAGUCCAAUCUGAGUAUGAAUUUUUACAAAAAAAAAAACACUCGACGUUGGCGUUUAUCGGAGGAGAACAAAUUUUGUAAUACGAUAUUCUGUACAUUUGGUCCAACGAAAUACAAAUAAACAUACGCAAAGCAGCGUACAUUCAUUACCGGCGCGUCUAUUGUGUCACAACGGCUCGUCUUUCGUGUUUCUCUUUAGUAUGAUUCUACACUAAACAUUAUUAAAUAUAAAUUGUAGAAAUAUUACUCUCCUUCCCCCCCCCUCUCUCUCUCUCUCUCAUUCACUCUCUCUCUCUCUCUCUAAUGGACACGAUUCGGUCACAGGCUGCACAAAUCACACGAAUACGUUCAGACAUAAAUACAUUCCUCUUUUUCUUUUUAUUUCUUUCACUACUCAGUGCAAGCGCAAUGUUAUCUAUCAGCUGGAAACUGAUUGAUUCAAGCGCAAAAUUGUUGUUAUGAUUUUACGUGACACACACGGUAAUAUUCGUCGUAUAACAUGUUUAUAUCAUAUAAAAUUGUAUAACACGGAGAAAUAUAUAUGUGGUGUUUAUCAAAAACUAUAUACAUCUAUAUUGAACAAUAAUAAAACGGAAUUCUUAUAAUGUC